AUUCAUUUUGGAGGAGCAGACUAAGAAGCAGCAGAAUCAAAAUGAAGACAGCUUUUGUUAUUGUUUUGACCCUUCUAACCAUUUUUGUAGAUGCCUCGCCAAUACUACCAGAAAAACAAGCCAAGCAGCUUUUGAGAACCCGUCGCGAAGACAGACCAAGAAAAGCUGGCUUUCCUGAUGAACCAAUGAGGGAAUACCUGCUUUACCUCCAGCAACUGGAACAGAGAUCUGAAGAACAAUUCUUUGAGCACUGGCUGAAUCCACACUGCCUCCCUCAUUGCAACAGGAAUAUAGUUCACCCGGUGUAAAAGGGCCAGCUCCUUUCUAAAUGAUGAUCAUCCUUCUGUGUGUGGGAAAAGGAACCGUCAACGUUAAAUGAGACAAGAUUCACCUAGUACUGUCUAUGCCAGUAGAACAUCCAAGGCUUGGGUGUUUUUGGAGACUAAUCUGCGGUCCUAGCUACUUAGCUGAGCUUUCUUGGUCACGACGAUAAGCGCUUCAUUUUGAUGAAAAAGCACAGGCAUACAAUUGUGCAAUCUCCCAGGCCUCCGUCUCUCUCUGAAACAUGGAAUCGUGAUUUCUAGUUUAGAAAGCGGUAGGUUCCUUAGACAUCCCUAAGAAUUCUGUUGCUAUUCUUGUUCUUCAAAUGCAGCCACAUGAAGUGGUUUAAGUCAGCAUCUGUUUUUAAGUCAACAACCUCAAUGGCCAAGGACCAUAGCUGUCAACCUUCCCUUUUUUUGCGGGAAAUUCCCUUAUUCCAGCACCGUUUCCCGCUGCUUCCCGCUGCUAUCCCGGAUU
This is a messenger RNA of Podarcis muralis (Common wall lizard), 798 nucleotides long. The record is from RefSeq and is a predicted model, not a curated record. Lineage: Eukaryota; Metazoa; Chordata; Lepidosauria; Squamata; Lacertidae.